AUGUCCACCGUGAAUGUAUUUGUCAUUUCACCCGAUGUUCAUGCCGAGAAACGUUAUGAUCUGCAUACUACGAUCGCACAAUUGAAGAGCAAGCUAGAGCUCGUCACAGGCAUCCCUGCACGAAGUCAAGUUCUCACAGUGCACCGAACGGACGAUGAUGAUCAACCCCUCGCCACCUUGAGUGAAGAUGACAGGCCGCUGGGGUAUUAUAGUGUCGUCUCGGGUCAAUUCAUCAAGGUCCAAGACACCAACCCUUCCGCAUCGAUGAGUGGUCGGUUCACCGAUGUGUCGCAAGUUGAAAAGUUCGAGUUAACUAAAGAGGAAUACGAAAAGCGCCAAGACACGGUCAAGGCUUACAAGGAAAAGCACAAGAUGGGCCGUUUCGCACCAAAAUCUGAAGAAACAGCAGCUCCUAGCGCAGAUGAUAUUGCUUCUCAGAUGCCUAUUGGCUCUAGAUGUGAAGUGGUUGCGGACAACGGAGUGACCAAGCACCGAGGUACCAUUCGUUUCGUUGGAGAAACCGAGUUCGGUAACAAGACCGGAGUAUGGAUUGGAGUCGAGUAUGAUGACCAUUAUGGAAAGAAUGACGGCUCAGUGGAAGGCAAGCGGUACUUUACUUGUCCGCCCAACAAAGGCGCGUUUGUGCGUCCCAAGCGUGUAACUGUGGGGGACUUUCCGCCGGAAGAGCUGAAUCUUGAUGACGAAGACGAGGAGCUGUAA
Acaulospora colombiana is the source of this 720-nucleotide messenger RNA. The record is from the annotation of a GenBank genome assembly. Lineage: Eukaryota; Fungi; Glomeromycota; Glomeromycetes; Diversisporales; Acaulosporaceae.